AUGCGCUCUCUGUGCUGCGAUGAGAAUUUGAAAGAUUUCCAGGAUACGAUCGAUUUACUCCUUUCGAACCCUCAGCCUGAAGCUUUUGAUAUAGUGGAUCUUCACGAUGUGAUGAUGGAAGCAAUUCAACAGGACAGAGAGGAAUUCGUUUCAACCCUUCUCUUCCAUGGCUUCCCAAUACAGCCUCCUUACACUCGAAAGGCAACACUUUACAAAGCGAAGCGCGUCCUUGGGUGCUUCCUCAAAGCAGGAUGGGAUAUUAAUGAACCGGUUGGUGUUUUGGAGCCGCCUGUGCUUAGCUACGCAGUAAGGGACGCCGAUAUGACCAGUUGGCUUUUGGACCAUGAAGCAAACCCGAAUGCCCGAUGCGAGGUGGACUGCACCCCAUUAUCAUACACUGUUCGAAAUGCACGUCUCAGUGUUAUCGAGCUGAUGCUGGAUCGUGGAGGAGAUGUGCAGAAAGGACAGCUUCUCCAGUAUGCCGUAUUUCGAGAUGAAGAUCUUGAGGAUGUCAUGACGCUGCUCGUCGAUAGAGGUGCGCCUUUAAAUGCAACAAUGUAUCGGGAUGACCCCACUUUGAUACGAUUUGCGCCAAUGAGCUUGGGGACUGCACUGCACAUAGCAACAGAGCAGGGAAAGUCGAAUGCCAUACGCCAUCUGAUCCAUCUCGGAAUAGAUUUUGGCGUGAAGGAUGCUAAUGGCGACACCGCUUUGGAGUGGGCACAGAAAUGGAAUAAUACCCAAAUGGUGCAGCUGUUGAAAAGCUUGGAAGACCGUUUGUAA
Molecule: messenger RNA, 783 nt
Organism: Penicillium malachiteum
Lineage: Eukaryota; Fungi; Ascomycota; Eurotiomycetes; Eurotiales; Aspergillaceae
Product: ankyrin repeat domain-containing protein
Exons: 2
Coding region: 1-783 (260 amino acids)
Molecular function (GO): protein binding
Source: RefSeq, a predicted model, not a curated record